Pseudozyma hubeiensis SY62 is the source of this 2823-nucleotide messenger RNA. Its product is annotated as likely protein kinase. Gene Ontology annotation, cellular component: nucleus. Gene Ontology annotation, biological process: protein phosphorylation; mitotic DNA damage checkpoint signaling. The transcript has a single exon. NCBI's taxonomy places the organism in Eukaryota, Fungi, Basidiomycota, Ustilaginomycetes, Ustilaginales, Ustilaginaceae. Bases 1 to 2823 code for a protein of 940 amino acids. Gene Ontology annotation, molecular function: protein serine/threonine kinase activity; ATP binding. The record is from RefSeq and is a predicted model, not a curated record.
AUGUGGACCCUCGUGCUUUGGUGUGUGAUGUACGCGAAACAAGGCUUCUCGGACAGCAGCCGCAACAACACCCAUUCUCAUCACAUUCUCGUAUCAACGCUGACAGAACGACGAUCAAUCACACGCUUCGAGGCACCAGCCAUACCCGAUUGCAAAGGUCCACUGUUUGGUCUAGACACGGAACUCCAUCUUGGCACAGCAACCCACGACCGACUUGGCUACCUACGAUUAUUGCGGCCAGCUUUCUUCGACGCCACGCCAUUGAGGGACGUCACAAGUCAGUCAUCCUUCGCCUGUCCCCCGACGAUCACGGAUCGAAGGACUAGGGGUCCUGAGUCGCCGCAGUCACAGGUCACAGCGCCACGAAACAGUGAUGCUGCAGCCUUGCCAGCGCAAGUAGGCUCAGCCACAGCAUACAGCCACUCACUGCUGCACAGCGCAUAUACCUGGUCGAACGCUCAUCAAGCAUUUCAGCAGGAGCCGGCAAAUCAGCGCACGACAGCGCUCUCGUGUCGCUGCCCAAGCCCAACGAGUCAUUUCUUCGUCAUGACAGACUCUCACCACAGUGUCCCUGACUUCACAGCGCCUGCACAACAGCAGCAGGUGCAGCCAGACGCUCUUGCAGCCUCGGCACAAACUGCGGCGCUCCCUCCCUCGGCAGACCAAGCACCAACUUCAUUACUUCCUUCGCAGCAUCCAUCUCAAUCUCCACCAGCAAGCAUUCGGCCAAACUCAGAACCAUUAUCCACCCACGAACCACCAAGAGAAAGCAUCGAACAGACCCCACCAGCCACCACCAGCGCAGACAUGAUGCGUGCUGUCCUCCAGCCCCAACAUGCACCCCUUCAACCACGUCCACACAAUGCAUACAUCGACUCGACAGCGUUGCAUCACGGCCACAAGCAUACCGAGCCGCAAGAGCCUUCCAGGCAGCCUACUGCCGAUCUGCACGACGAGCCCGAUGAUGCAACAGCAGAUGAAGUUGCCGAAACCUCAGAUGACGCAGAUGACGCUACAGAAGACACCACAUAUCCGCCGCUCAACACCUCUAGCGACGAUGCGAGGCAUGCCGAGCUGGUCAAGCUCCAAGAAGAGAUUCAAGAUCUCGAAACCUCCAUCGAUGGGCUCAGUGACUACUACCGCAUCGUCGAUCGGCUUGGCGAAGGUACCUUUUCGUCCGUCUACAAGGCCAUCGACCUGCAGCAUCUCGUCUUUGACAAUGACGAUUGGAUUCAGCGUGGCCCACUCGAUCCUUUGCGCAAGGGCGUCUGUCAUGUAGCGCUCAAGAAGAUCUACGUCACCUCGAGCCCUCAGCGCAUCUUCAACGAGCUCUCCAUCAUGGAAGAUCUGCGUCCUGCAGAAUACGUCUCCUACCUCAUCACCGCCUUUCGCUCCGAGGACCAAAUCGUCGCCGUCAUGCCCUACAGCCGUCACCGCGACUUUCGAGACUACUACAAGGAGAUGCCGCUCGGCGAUUUCAAGUACUACUUCCGUUGCCUCUUUUCGGCCUUGCAAAGCGUUCACGAGGCGGGCAUCAUGCAUCGCGACAUCAAGCCCGCCAAUUUCCUAUACGAUCCCACCACGGGUCAUGGCACUUUGUGUGAUUUUGGCUUGGCCGAGCGCUUCGAGGCCACAGAGUGGCGAGGCAAGUGUCACCACACGUGCCCAACACCACAGCAUCCGCACGGCACCAAGGAGAUCAAUCGCGCUGUUGAUUCCAUCUGGUUCGAGCCGGGCAAGCCUCUGUCGGGCAUACCGCCGCCCUCAGAAAGCAGCGCGACGGCUGCGAACUCGGCAUCGGCUGCAGCUGUCGCAAACACAGAUGCUCUGGUCACUUCUUCUUCCAAGUCCGGCGUCAUGGAUCCACCUCCCGAACGCGUCGGAUACAUUGUUUACGACGGACGUCAAGGCGUUCGAGCCAAUCGUGCGGGAACCAGGGGCUUCCGAGCGCCAGAGGUACUCUUCAAAUGUCAGGAUCAGACGGUCGCCAUCGACAUUUGGUCCGCCGGUGUGAUCCUGCUCACACUCCUGAUCCGACGCUUCCCCGUCUUCAACUCGAAUGACGACGUCGAAGCUCUGCUCGAGAUUGCCGUCAUUUUCGGCAAGUCACGGAUGGAGACGUGCGCCAUGCUGCACAACCGCACCUUCCAUUGCACCAUCCCCAGCGUCGGCAACUCGGGCUCGCUCACCGAUUUCAUCAACCGACUCAACCCGGAACUCAGAAAUCCGGGCGCGCAUCACGAUCCAGAGCAGUACUCGCGCGAUGUAGCAGAUGCACUCGACAUGGUCAAGUCGUGCCUGCACGUCGAUUGUACUCGACGCAAGACAGCUGCCGAGCUGCUGCAGCAUCCAUUCCUCCGCAUCGAUCCGGAAGAGGACGAGAUGAUGGAAGAUCCACAGCAGGCAGAGUAUUUUGACGGACAUCCGCAGGACUUUGCAGAUUACUAUCAGCAGACGGGCGAUGGUCAGUAUCGCCACGACGGCGAUUACGGCGAUCAAACGUACGCAGAGGACGAAUUGGAGGAUGCAGAUGAACACGAACAAGUCGUUCAGCUGCAGAGCAGACGUGGGAUGCAAGGAGAAGCAUCCGAGGGCGGCGAGCCUCAGAUUUCGCACGUCGACGCGGCGUUGCAACAGAAUCUGCAUCAGUCCGAGCUGGAGCAUGCACGCCAGCCUCAGCAACACAACCAGCAUCUACCGCAAGAACAUGGGCACCAGCAUCAGGUCGAGCGUCAUCAGCACCAACAUCAGCUCGCGCAUCUUUCUCAGGAACAUCAGCAGUCCAUUGCCUCGCAUCAGGCUGCAGCAGCGCAACAGAUGUAG